Trypanosoma theileri is the source of this 516-nucleotide messenger RNA. RefSeq lists its product as uncharacterized. Lineage: Eukaryota; Euglenozoa; Kinetoplastea; Trypanosomatida; Trypanosomatidae. The record is from RefSeq and is a predicted model, not a curated record. The coding region runs from base 1 to 516 and encodes 171 amino acids. The transcript has a single exon.
AUGGAUUCUGAUCACAGUUUGAUCAGUUACUCCCUUGCGAUAGGUGAAGGCGAACCUAGCGUGACUAAUACAUUCCCGCGCCGCAAAUCUGCAACGUAUGCUCUCCGAAAGGCUGAUCGGCCCAACUUCACUUCGAAGUGCGACUCGGCGUCAGCAAAUGCUACUACAUGGCAUUCGGUCUAUCGUGGCAUCCUGCGUGCGGUAAAACAAACUAUUCCUAAGGGCAGCCGUGACAACCCUCGUACGAUUUGGACGGACGAUAUGGAUCUGGCAUCUCAACAGGCUAAGUACGCGUUUCAGGCUCACCUUGUCACCCCACAUGGUGACAUGCUUUGGAACGCAUUCAUCCGGGCCAAGGAUCGACGAAACUCAGCUUUUCGUCGAGGGAUCCAAAUACUUAUGGAAUCCCGCGCUCAAAAACUCGGGGCCUUGUCCACCCCCCAGUUGGCGUUAUUUAAGAGGAUUGGCGGCAUCGCCUCCUCGCCCACUUUCUACAGUGGUUCUCCGAUCACUUAA